CUUGUAUCCAGUCGCUCACCGUCUUGCUUCUUUACUAUAACAAUGCCCAAAUUCCCUUGGGAUGUGUUCUCCGCCAACACAUUGCGUCCCAUGGUUGCAGAUAUCCUACGACAGCGUCAGGGAAAUGGCCCUGCGCCCAAGCUGGACAAGCAGGAAUCACUUCAGCUGCUACAAAAGAUCGAGUCGGAUGGACUGAACUCGGCUCUCAGAAGUCUGUCCGCACAAUCGAAAGAAUCCAAACAAUCAACGAGAAAGCGAAAACAGGAAGAGCCACCUGUUGAGGAAGCCAGGCCAAGCCGCAAACGAGGAAAACAGGUGCUUGAGUCUCCGGAGCCCUCGAUUUCGGCGCCAGCCAGGAUGUCGCUCCGUUCUCAGAAGACUGAUGCGCCGGAGCCGGCCCAUUCUCGUUCACUCGUUUCAAGUACCGCUAUCAGUGUUGGAAGAAGCACCCGCCGAACUCAAAUCGCGCCAGUGCAUACCUCAGCACCCGAAGAAGCGAGGAAGACCAGAACAUGGCGUGUCCUUGAGAAAGCCUCCGAGCCAUUCUUGUCGCCCUCCAAGCGCCAAAGAGUGCCGAGAAUUCUAUCUUCACCCCAGCCUCUAAUCGCAUCCAAGCGGACAUCCAGAGCAGCUGGCAGGAAGAAAUCGACCUCGACUAUAACCACCAGCCAUGGAAUGUCCACAGUGACAAGAGGGGUCGGCAGGAAGACCAAGGCCAAGGUCAUCGGCACUGCGAGACCUCCUCGACUGUCGCGAGCCGCUCGGAAGUCCGUGAGCAGCAAACCUGCUUCUGUGUUCGACGGAGUGGAACUCUUGCGCGCAAAGCGGCUGGCUGGCGGGAACGAGGCGACCACAGCGGACGAGGAGAACCCUGCAGGUGGACAUGAUGGGGAUGAGGACCGAGACGCCGAGGGGGAUGUCGAGGCCGACGUUCCUCAGGCAGACCAUCAAUUUGACGCCUCGAGCUCUGAGAUGUCGAAUUCGAACAAAGAGAACGAAGCGGAACCGAGUACUUUGACGGGUAUUGCGGAUGCGGAAACACCUAGGACUGAUCUUCUUGAUGAUCUGCUGGUGUCAGAAGGCACUCCUGCGCCGCAAAUAGGUGUGUCACCUGUGGAAGCACGGGACAUUGGGCUGGCAACGGGAUCCCCGACACCACAUAUAAACGUCGAAGCUAUGGGGUCGGAAGAAAAUCAGGUACAUCACCCGAUGCAGCCUGGUGGAAGUAAUAUUACAGCGAAUUUGUUGACAAUCCAAACUCAAGGUGCUCGCGCCACAAGCGUUGAUUUGAAUCCCGAAUACAGCAUCCAAGUGUUCUCCCCGGGCAGCGUUCAACAUAAUCCAGACGAAGAGCAGUGGGUUCCAGAUCGUUUCCAAGACGGGCAUCCAGCUGGCCCGACCUCAGCAGGCGGCGGUCUCGCGGCCUUGGAUUGAUGAUUAGGCGUGGAACCCAUAUACGGCCUACGGGCUUGUGUAAACCACCUUUUGUAUGUACUUGAUGAUCCUUCACUUUCUGCUGUGAUGCAUCUUGAAAUUAUCAGUGUGAGCCUGAUAGUAAUGUCGACUGUUGAACGCAAAUCUAUAUCUUUCUACAAUGCAUUCCUUGGGCAUGCUCCUCCAGACGAACCCCAUACCAAUUUGUCUUAUCAGCUGAGAGCCAACGGAUGGAUGGGAUGAGCUGCACAGAUGCCGGAGCAUCACCUCUGC
Mycena citricolor is the source of this 1707-nucleotide messenger RNA. Lineage: Eukaryota; Fungi; Basidiomycota; Agaricomycetes; Agaricales; Mycenaceae. The record is from the annotation of a GenBank genome assembly.